Dioscorea cayenensis subsp. rotundata (Guinea yam) is the source of this 1767-nucleotide messenger RNA. RefSeq names its product phospholipase A1-Igamma1, chloroplastic-like. The coding region runs from base 53 to 1594 and encodes 513 amino acids. Lineage: Eukaryota; Viridiplantae; Streptophyta; Magnoliopsida; Dioscoreales; Dioscoreaceae. The transcript has 2 exons. Gene Ontology annotation, biological process: lipid metabolic process. Gene Ontology annotation, molecular function: glycerophospholipase activity. The record is from RefSeq and is a predicted model, not a curated record.
UCCCUCUUUGGAUAAUUGUAUUUGCACCCGCCAGCACCACUAGCACCAUUCCAUGGCGAUCCCAUUCCUCAAGUUCACACCUCUUCUUCCUCUCCAUCAUCCCCUCCGCCCUCUCCAUCCUUCUCCAUCUCUCUUCCCAUUUCCUCCAAAACCACACCUUCUUCUUCGCAAACCGAAUCAUGUCCAUCGUUUCAAAGCAAACACCAAAGACAACUCCUCCCUCACCUCCCUUCUCUCCGACCUCCAAGACGAUCCCAUCAAAGCUGAUGUUGAAGCUGCUGAAGAGGUCAAAACCAGAUUCUCCCCUCCCUCUCUCCAAGAUAAUCUCCCUUCCCGAUGGCUGGAGAUCCACGGCAGCGAAAACUGGUCCGGCCUUCUCGACCCCAUCGACCCUCUUCUCCGAUCUGAGCUCAUACGCUACGGCAACUUCACCCAAGCCACCUAUGACGCCUUCGACUCCGACCCCUUCUCCCGCUACUGCGGCACCUCGAAGUACCCUCGCCGCAGGUUCUUGUCCAGCCUCGGCAUGGACUCCUGCGGCUACGAAGUCACCCGCUUUCUCUACGCCACCUCCAACAUCAAACUCCCAAAUUUCUUCAUCCGAUCUCACCAGGAUAAAACUUGGAGCGAGAAGGGCAACUGGAUCGGCUACGUCGCUGUCUCCUCCGAUGCCACCACCGCCCUUCUUGGCCGCCGUGACAUCAUUGUCGCCUGGCGCGGCACCAUCACUAAGCUCGAAUGGAUAGCGGAUCUCAUGGAUUUCUUACGCCCUGUCUCAUCAGUGGGUAUCCCUUGCCCAGACCCUGACGUCAAGGUUGAAUCAGGGUUCGUAGAUUUGUACACGGACAAGGAUACUUCCUGCCCCUUCUGCAAGUACUCUGCUCGUGAGCAGGUGCUCGCUGAGGUGACGAAGCUCAUAGACCACUACGCUGUUAACAAUGGAGAAGAAGUGAGCAUCUCAGUGACCGGGCAUAGUCUCGGCAGCGCACUGGCCAUGCUCAGCGCCUACGAUCUGGUCGAGAGCAAGGUGAACAGAGGGAAGACGGUGUGCGUGUUCUCAUUCGCGGGACCAAGGGUUGGGAACAGGAAGUUCAAGAAGAGGUUUGAUGGGUUGGGGCUGAAGGCGUUGAGAGUGGUGAAUAUUCAUGAUAAGGUUCCGAAAGUGCCGGGGUUUUUUAUCAACGAGGCUGUGCCCAAGUUUGUGCAGAAGUUGGCCGAUGGCCUGCCGUGGAGUUAUACACAUGUUGGGGUGGAGCUGGAGUUGGAUCACAAUAACUCGCCGUUUCUCAAAGAAACUUUGGACAUAAGUUGCUACCACAACCUCGAGGCUCAUCUCCACCUUCUUGACGGGUACCAUGGAAAGGGACACAAAUUUGAGCUAGCAACUGGAAGAGAUCCAGCUCUAGUUAACAAAUCUGCAGAUUUCCUGGAGAAUCGUUUAAUGAUUCCACCAUAUUGGAGGCAAGAUUUGAACAAGGGGAUGGUUAAAACAGAAGACGACAGGUGGGCGCAACCAGAGAGGCUCAAGAUUGAUGAGCAUCCUCCUGACACACACCAUCAUCUCACAAAACUUGGUUUCAAUUUGGAUAAAUAGCUUCAUGUUUGUAUUUUGAUAACAUUUGCAUGCUUUGGAGCUCGAGUCUUGGUUUGAUCUCUUUCAUGCAUUUUUUAGAAAGAAAGAUAAUGGCAUUUGCAUGUGAACCAUGUUGCAUAAUAAAGAAGAACAUCUUUGUGGCGUAUUAUAAAUUUAACAUGCAGUGAAAUAUA